This is a messenger RNA of Leopardus geoffroyi (Geoffroy's cat), 5102 nucleotides long. RefSeq names its product EFR3 homolog A (gene EFR3A). The record is from RefSeq and is a predicted model, not a curated record. Gene Ontology annotation, cellular component: plasma membrane. Lineage: Eukaryota; Metazoa; Chordata; Mammalia; Carnivora; Felidae. Bases 344 to 2809 code for a protein of 821 amino acids. The transcript is spliced from 23 exons. Gene Ontology annotation, biological process: protein localization to plasma membrane.
UUUCUCUCCAAGUCCCCCACCUCCGCCCGCGCCCUGCCGCUCGGGUCCGUUCCUGGGCGGGGCUCGGCCGUAGGGCGGGGGCGGGGCGGGGGCGUCGGCGGCGUGCUGACGUCAGAGCGUGGGGACGCCCAACGCGGCGUCCGGCGCGCGGCUGGGCCGGCGGUGGCGGCUGUCGCUGGCCUCGUUGCGUGAGCCCCGGGGUCGGCGUCCGCUCCGUCCGCCCUUCGCCUUGCGCCCGGUCGGGGCCUCCGCGGCCCGGCGCCGGCCCGCCAUGGUGCCGUUGGCGCGCCCUGCGCGGCCCCGCUGAGCCUGGGUGCGGCGGCGAGCGCGGCUCGGGGUCACCAUGCCCACCCGAGUGUGUUGCUGCUGUUCUGCUUUGCGUCCUCGCUACAAACGCCUGGUGGACAACAUAUUCCCUGAGGAUCCAAAAGAUGGCCUCGUUAAAGCAGACAUGGAGAAAUUGACAUUUUAUGCAGUAUCUGCUCCAGAGAAGUUGGAUCGAAUUGGUUCUUACUUAGCAGAAAGGUUGAGCAGGGAUGUUGUCAGACAUCGUUCUGGGUAUGUUUUAAUUGCUAUGGAAGCCUUGGACCAACUUCUUAUGGCUUGCCAUUCUCAAAGCAUCAAGCCAUUUGUAGAAAGCUUUCUGCAUAUGGUGGCAAAGCUGCUAGAAUCCGGGGAACCAAAGCUUCAAGUGCUUGGAACAAAUUCUUUUGUCAAAUUUGCAAAUAUUGAAGAAGACACACCGUCUUAUCACCGACGUUACGACUUUUUUGUAUCUCGCUUCAGUGCCAUGUGUCAUUCCUGUCAUAGUGAUCCAGAGAUACGAACAGAAAUCCGAAUUGCUGGAAUCAGGGGUAUUCAGGGAGUGGUUCGCAAAACAGUUAAUGAUGAACUUCGGGCUACCAUUUGGGAACCCCAGCACAUGGACAAAAUUGUUCCAUCCCUGUUAUUUAACAUGCAGAAGAUAGAAGAGGUUGACAGUCGCAUAGGCCCUCCUCCUUCUCCUUCUGCUGCUGACAAAGAAGAGAACCCUGCCGUGCUGGCUGAAAACUGCUUCAGGGAGCUGCUGGGUCGAGCGACUUUUGGGAAUAUGAAUAACGCUGUUAGACCAGUUUUUGCGCAUUUAGACCAUCACAAACUAUGGGAUCCCAAUGAAUUUGCAGUUCACUGCUUUAAAAUUAUAAUGUAUUCCAUUCAGGCUCAGUAUUCUCACCACGUAAUUCAGGAAAUUCUAGGACACCUUGAUGCUCGUAAAAAAGAUUCUCCACGGGUCCGAGCAGGUAUCAUUCAGGUUCUAUUAGAGGCUGUUGCCAUUGCUGCCAAAGGUUCCAUAGGACCCACGGUGCUGGAAGUCUUUAACACCCUACUGAAGCACCUGCGUCUCAGUGUUGAAUUUGAAGCAAAUGAUUUACAGGGGGGAUCUGUAGGCAGUGCCAACUUAAACACCAGUACCAAAGACAAUGAUGAGAAGAUUGUGCAGAAUGCUAUCAUCCAAACAAUAGGAUUUUUUGGAAGUAACCUACCAGAUUAUCAGAGGUCAGAAAUCAUGAUGUUCAUUAUGGGAAAAGUACCCGUUUUUGGAACAUCCACUCACACUUUGGAUAUCAGUCAACUAGGGGAUUUGGGAACCAGGCGGAUUCAGAUAAUGUUGCUGAGAUCUUUACUUAUGGUAACCUCUGGAUAUAAAGCAAAGACAAUUGUUACUGCACUGCCUGGGUCUUUUCUGGAUCCUUUGUUAUCACCAUCCCUCAUGGAAGACUAUGAACUGAGACAGUUAGUCUUGGAAGUAAUGCAUAACCUCAUGGAUCGCCAUGACAACAGGGCAAAACUUCGAGGGAUCAGAAUAAUACCAGAUGUAGCUGACCUAAAGAUAAAAAGAGAAAAAAUUUGUAGACAAGACACAAGUUUCAUGAAAAAGAAUGGGCAACAACUAUAUCGGCACAUAUAUUUGGGCUGUAAAGAGGAAGACAAUGUUCAGAAAAACUAUGAGCUACUUUAUACUUCUCUUGCUCUUAUCACUAUUGAAUUGGCCAAUGAGGAAGUGGUUAUUGAUCUCAUUCGAUUAGCCAUUGCUUUACAGGACAGUGCGAUUAUCAAUGAGGAUAAUUUGUCCAUGUUCCAUCGCUGUGGAAUCAUGGCUCUGGUUGCGGCCUAUCUCAACUUUGUAAGUCAGAUGAUAGCCGUCCCAGCGUUUUGCCAGCACGUCAGCAAGGUGAUUGAAAUUCGAACUAUGGAAGCUCCUUAUUUUCUACCAGAGCAUAUUUUCAGAGAGAAGUGCAUGCUUCCGAAAUCUUUAGAGAAGCAUGACAAAAGUUUAUGCUUUUUGACCAACAAGAUCGCGGAGUCACUAGGCGGAAGCGGUUACAGUGUCGAGAGGUUGUCGGUACCAUAUGUGCCGCAAGUAACAGAUGAAGAUCGACUUUCUAGAAGAAAAAGUAUUGUGGACACCGUAUCCAUUCAGGUGGAUAUUUUGCCCAACAGCAUCCCUUCUGAUGAUGUGGUUAGUAACACUGAAGAAAUCACCUUUGAAGCACUGAAGAAAGCAAUUGAUACCAGUGGAAUGGAAGAACAGGAAAAGGAAAAGAGGCGUCUUGUGAUAGAGAAAUUCCAGAAAGCACCUUUUGAAGAAAUAGCAGCACAGUGUGAAUCCAAAGCAAAUUUGCUUCAUGACAGACUUGCUCAAAUACUGGAACUCACCAUACGCCCUCCUCCUAGUCCAUCGGGAACACUGACCAUUACUUCUGGGCAUGCCCAGUACCAGUCUGUCCCAGUCUAUGAGAUGAAGUUUCCAGAUCUGUGUGUGUACUGAGUGGCUCAUGAAGACCUCAGCAUAGGAUCUAAAGCCUAUAAAUGAAGGCCCCGCUGAGUUUUCAGGGUUUACUUUAAUGUGUGUUAACAUGCUUCCUGGGAAUAACGGUGAGACUUCUCUUCAACCAAAUCUUGGCACGUACCGCAUUAGAAACGGUGGAGCUGUAUAUGGUUGAGAGUACUUUUGAGGGUCGGUUUCUGUCAUGAUAGUUUCUUUUGAGCUUCCUGUUGGCUUCCAGAGUUGGAAUUGGUCUCCCAUCAUUCCAUAGUUCAACAGUGUAUUUUAAACUUUUCACAAACAGGUAAUUUUAAAAGAUUAUGCUUUCAGAGGGUUGAAGAUGCAUCAGGUGUCUACUGUAUUUCUUAAACAUCUACACAACUGCUUAGAAAUAGAAUUGCUUUUGUGUCUGGUUAUCUGCAAAAGCAAAUACAUACAAAUAUAUUGCUGAUCUUGGGGCUGCAAAACUGUUCUGUGGCUUGUUGUCCCCAUGUUUUAGAUGUUGUGAUCUGUAGUAACAUGUGCUAGGCAUUCCUCAACUUGUUUAUGGUAAGAAGACAUCUCUUGAAUAAUAUUCCUAGAAUAUGACCAACCCUAAAAUCGCCAUACUUAAAAAGCGUCUAGUUUUCGUAAUACUGUGUUGUCUGCCAAGAGUUGACCAUUCUACUUGAGAGAAGCUUAGAGCUUACUCUUGGCAUACCAAACCGUGCAAUAUUUUUUUACAUCAUAAGAUGUAUUAGUUUACAGAAUAUACUUUGAAACUAUAGUAGUAUUUUGCUGUGGCUCCAUUAAUUAAAUGAGAUCUGUAUUUAGUGUAAGAAAAAAAAGACAUUUAAAACAGCUACUAGUUCACCUGUGAAGAGUGUGUACAUUUUGAUUUCUUCCAAAGCACAUUAUUUACAUUUUUAUAUUGUGCGUUGUUUUAAAUCUUCGUAGUCAAAAGAUUCUCCAAAUGAGCUUUUAAUUUGUAAGAUUUGAACUGUAACUUGUAUGCAUCUGUUUAGGAUUUGUUAUAUUACACUUGAAAAGAGUGCCUAUGGCUUUAGUGAUCAAGCGUGCUAAGGAUUGUCAGCGGAAGCUUCUGUUGAUUGAGGCCACCGGGACUACACGUGUAACAUGUGCUCCCAGCCCCACAGUGUUUCCUUAAAAUUAUGUGCAUUUUAGUGAAUUCCAUUACACAGAGAAAAUGAGCUACUUUCUUUGCAACUCAUAUAAAAUUCUCUUAGGUCAUUUUUAUAGAAUAACCUGUUUAUAAUUAUAUUGCCUUUUCAGAUUCAGUUUCUUUUUACAAAGAACAAUAUACAUAUCAAACAUUGUAGCUCAAAAAACAAUUCAGUUUUUACCUUUUUUGUUUGAAAAACUACAGUUGAGAAUGGCAUGUUAGAGGUUUGUGUAUAUGGUUGUUGGGCACCUUUGCAAGGAACAGAAAAAUGUACGGAAGUGGCAAAAGAACAAGCCUGCCUCCAGUUUUUUAAUAAACUGACGUACGGGGUCUCGAAGCCUCUUGCAAAAGGUCCUAGCUGUCUAGACCCAUAAAAUGAUACUCGGGCCUCCCGGGCGGUGUCGUGAAUGUUUAUCUGCAGGAUAACAGUGCAGUUGGCACAGGGGUUGGAUGACCUUACUUCAGCUGCCACUGGAACUUUGCCUCUUGAUCAGGUAAAAUGUGUCACCACAUAAUAGGCCAAGUUUUAUGCUUUCUAUUCCCCUUUUUUUCUUCUCUAUUUUUAAAGAAGGGUGUUAAUUUUUGUGCAUUUAAAAACAUCUGAGCAGGGGGACACACAGAAACAACCAUCAUCCACUUGGAUGUCAUUUUAUAGAUGAACACUGUGUGCUUUUGUAUGAAAAUAUAUAUAAUUUAGUGGUAUAAGUAAAGGAAUUAUAUAUUCAUUUGCACUCAGUGCAAAACAAACUUUGCUCUACAAAAUUUCAUGUUUCUCUGUGAUUUAAAAAUGCAUGUAUUGCAUGUAGAGGAAAACCAUUUGAAUUAAUGUUUCUCACCCCUUUCUCUUGGUCUGUUUGUAAACUGUUGAUGUGGGUUUUGCGGGGUUUUUUUUCUUGUUGUUUUUAAAUCACAGUAGACUUCUAUAUAUCCUAGAUAAAUAAUGGUUCCCAAGAAGUGGAUCUUUGCGUUAUUUGUCCCUUCUAGGAGACCAUAGGAGAUCCUGCGGGUAGGGGGUCACGUCCAAGCCAGUUUGGAGACUGAAAGUUUACGAUUUGUUGAAGUUCACUUGUAUGGCUAUAUUUUUGUAGAUAUUUAAAACUCUUAAUAAACUGUUAAUCAUUCUGUUUUUGCUGU